AUGAGAGUCGCUGCGACAAGAGGCCAAACAGCUUUUGUCAUCUACGCUGACAUCGCCACCGCCUUUUAUGCCGCGAUCACGCAGCUUGUCGCGACAGAUGGGGCGACACCGUCUGACGACCUGGUCCGGCGAGCUACCGCCCUGCCCCAAGGCGAUGUCGCCGAGCUCCGACAGAGGAUGACCAAGCCAUCCGCCAUGGCGACGGCCCUUGCGGAUCCGUGGCUGGAGCGGAUUACUGACCGCAUGAGCACGGGGAAUUGGUUCGCCCUCAAGAACGACGUCGUGCCCAUCGCGACUUCGCGAGGAACAAGGCCGGGUUCGUCUUUUGCGGACGUCAUAUUCGCGCUCUUGGUGCCAAAAGUACUGGCCAGACGGGACGCUGAGCGAGCAGAGCAGGUUGUCCUGAGUGAGGCUCCACAGCUUCCCUGGGACGAGUGUGCUAACUUGGAGCCGUGCAGUGCUAGCGCGUCAACGAUACACCUUCGUGACGUGGUGUGGGCAGAUGACGUUGCCAUACCAAGAGUAUGCAGGAGUGCCCAUGAUGUGCGCCCUGCAGUCGCCUGUGAGACGGGCCUGCUGGCGGACGCCUUGAGCACCCACGGACUCCGCCUUGCUUACGGCACCCACAAAACUGCAGCGGUUGUAUCGGUGCGUGGUUGCGGUUCCCGUACUGCCCGCCAGGCGCUGUUCUCUGCUAACCAGGGACCAGAGCUGGCUCACCGUGUGGCACAGGCUCGUUCAGCCUUCCAGGAGGGACGCAGAAAAAUCUACAAGAACCGAGGUAUUUCUGUUGCCCGCAAAAAACACCUGCUGAAUGCCACCGUGAUGGCGAAGAGGCAGAGCUUGACAGGGCUUAUGUGCUGCGCCGGCUGCGCCCUGACUGGCCUAGCACCACCGGCUGUCCUACUGCGGCGCUGGAGGCUGCUCUACUUGCGCCAGAUGGUCAGCUCGGCGCCGCCCGAACUGUGGGCCGUGGUUAAAGCAGACAGACCCUACGCUGAUCUGCUUUUGCACGACCUAUCCUGGCUUUACUCCUGGAUCUGGAGAACGGGCGCUCUACGCGACCCACGUCAGUACUGGUGUGAAUGGUCUGAGUCGAUACGCGCGAGACCGGGGCUCUUCAAAGGCUACGUCAAGCGCGCUUGCGCGCUUGAACAAACGAGGAUUGCCAGUUUGGCGGCCCUAGACGGGCUUUACCGUGGCCUGACCGGCAUUGUUGGCACGACGACAUCCACGGCCGCGACUCCGGCAGGCUCCGACACGCCUGAGAUGUGUCUCCCGUGCAAGAGGGCCUUCAAUUGCCGCAAAGCAUGGGCUGGACAUGCGGCGCGCAUGCAUGGAUAUAGAUCUGCCGCACAUCGCACAUGCAGCGGACGACUAUGUCUGUCUUGCGGCAAACUGUUCGCCAAUCCUGGCAGACUCAAGAGGCACCUCAUUAGUGUGCCGGCCUGCGUAGCUGGAUGGGGCUCAUUCACCCCGCGAACAGACUGCCCCGAUGCAGAUGAACAUGUGCAAGCGCCACCUCGACUGGUGGCCGGCUCCUUCGAGACUACUGGGCCAAUUCCAGGCGACACUGAGAUAGAUAAUGAUCUAUUGGCGACCCUGCAGCGAGCAAGCUUGGAUGAGGUGGCCCUGUGGAACAUCAUCCAAGCGCACAUUGAUUGCACCUCUAGCCCAUCUGCGAGCCACGAUUUUGGCUUGGAGGGGAGUGUGACUGCCGAGGAAUUCCCAGCCGAAAAGCCAGCUGUGAGCGGAGUGAGGCGCGUCUGGCGGGUACUGCCGCCCCCGCCGAUUGUCUUCCGCAUAGACCAGCCAACCAGUGUCGCCCUACGGGCAGCUAGAGGGCUGCUGGCGUGGGUGGAGGAUGUGUGCCGCUGCAUCGCUGAGUGCGCUGAGGUUGCGCGCCAGCAGCCAAUCUGCCUCACAUGCCCUGGACUUUGGAAGCCGAUCCCGAUUCUGCGUUCCUGGGCUGAGCAGCUUGGAUUUCGCUGCCCCGAUGAUGCCAUGCUCAGUCCCUGA
Molecule: messenger RNA, 2019 nt
Organism: Symbiodinium sp. CCMP2592
Lineage: Eukaryota; Dinophyceae; Suessiales; Symbiodiniaceae
Source: the annotation of a GenBank genome assembly